This is a messenger RNA of Priapulus caudatus, 2592 nucleotides long. RefSeq lists its product as uncharacterized. NCBI's taxonomy places the organism in Eukaryota, Metazoa, Priapulida, Priapulimorpha, Priapulimorphida, Priapulidae. The record is from RefSeq and is a predicted model, not a curated record. Bases 1 to 2592 code for a protein of 863 amino acids. The transcript has 2 exons.
AUGCGGGUUUGGAUCUGUGAAAGCAAUUUACUUGGAGAUGCAGUUAUGCCGCCUGAUGCCGUGACCGCCGCGAGAUUUCGUCUAUCAUCCGCGCAUCUCCAUGGCAACGUCGCCGCCGUGCUGACCUCACAGCCGCCGAUGGCUGCCGCGUCAGACGGCGGCGCCCUCGCAGCAACGGAAGACGGCGUCGCGCCCGCCUCCCCUGGCGAGGACGGGAUCGACGCGCGGCCGCCGGAGUCGCGUCUGCUGACGCUGGUGUCUCACGGUGGGGACGCCCACAGCGUCGUGUUGCUGCCGUGCGCCGUGCGCGAGCGCAUCAUACGCACGGCCGGGUACACGAGGAUCCCCGCCGCCGCCGCAGCAGCAGCAGCCUCCGCGGCCGACACGGACUCCAGCGGCGAGUGCCGGACGACGGUUGCCGCGGCGACGGAGGAGGAGGAGGGGGUUGCCGCGGAGGCCGUGGUCGGGAUAGAUCAGGCGUAUGACUGGGAGCAGCAGGAGGGGCUGAUACGCGGCAACGAGGAGGAGGAGGAGGAGGAAGAGGAGGAGACGGCAAUAGAGAGAGACGUGUCGGUUGUGAGUAGAGACGAUAAAGGAAUAGAAGAGGAAGCGGUCGAUGGGGAGACUCGAGGAGAGGAGGAGGUAUCGCUAGGGAAGAUUCGAGAGAAAGAGCUGGCAGAGGAUAAAUUCGAGGAAAGGAAGCAAGUUGAGAAGGUUAAACAAGAGGCUCUAGUGGAAGAGAAGGUCCAAGGUGCUCCGGAUAAACCGAGCAACACUUUAGAAAAAAAGGUAGUGCCACCAGUUAAAAAGGAAGAUCAACGUAAUCUAGUGGAGAAGGAUAGAAAAAUAGAGCCUAUGGACAAAAAUGCAGAGGAGAACAUUAAGGAAGAUAAUAGAGAGAAGGUCGCGAAUGAGGUUAGUACAAUGAAAUCAGCGGAGGGAGAAACUGAGCUGAAGGAAGCCAGAGAGGAUGGCAAGAGGAGCCAGUCAGCAGAGGGAGAAUCUCAGGUGGAGACAGCCACAGCGGUCAGCAAUCGGAACCAAGCGAACGGUCGAAUCAUCGCAGCGCAGACAGACGUCGCAAAAGAAUCGCUAGAGGAGGAAGGUCGGCACGCAGCAGAGAAACCUGAAGCCAGCGAGAAGAAGGAGGAAGAGGAGCAAGCAGCAGGAGAACACACAUACGUCGAGAAGCAUUCAGCGGACACAAGCGAAGAGGAGGUCUGGCCGGAGGAAGUCAAGAUCGCAUCCUCCUCCUCCUCCGACGAUCACAGCAGCAGCCUCUUCUCGGGACGGGAGAAGGAAGCCGGCGACACCGAGGAGGGCGACGGAGGAGGGGAGGUCGCCGGAGACCCGAGCGAGGAGGUGAUGCGGUGGGAGGAACUGGAACUGACGGAGUUCGUCAGAGGGAGAAUCCUAGAAGAGGCGCACGAGCGAGGAAGGGAUCCUCCCACGCAGCCGCCGCCGCCGCCGGAAACCUGGGAAGUCGUCGAUGGAGGAGAGCUAUCCGGGGAGUCGCGUAACCGUGGGCAACGGGCGGACGAUUCGCGCGGUGCGGGAGCACGAUGCGUCAACACGCGGCAUGUCGGAGCACGGAACGAGGCAGUUCGACAUGGAACUGAGAGGAACGACAUUGUUGAUAGUGUCAUCUGCAGGAGCGUCGAGGUCAUAGGAACGACCCGGUAUGGGGGAGGUGCCGGCGCGGGUGGGUAUGCGAAAGAGGAAUAUAGAGACACGGGAAUGUCUGGGAGUAUGGAACGUCAAGAUUCUGGGAGGUAUGCGGAAGGUAACAGCACUAGUAGGUAUGCAAGUGUGGAAAGUCAAAAUGUAGGGAUGUAUGGGGGUGAGAAAAAUAAGGAUACAGCUGGGUACGGGAGCAUGCAAAGCAGAGAUAUGGGCAGAUACGGGGGCACGCAACUUCAAGAUACAGCUGGGUACGGGGGCACGCAACUUCAAGAUACAGCUGGGUACGGGGGCACGCAACUUCAAGAUACAGCAUGGUAUGGGGGUAUUCAAAUCAAAGACGAAUACACGUAUCAGGGCAUGCAAAGCAAAGUUGCGGCGAGGUAUGGAAGCGUACAAAGCAAAGACACGUCCGGGUAUGGUGGCAGGCAAACGAAAAACAAGGAAGUCUACAGGAGCACGCACAGCACAGCCACGGCCAGGUAUGGAGACGCGCACAGGAAAGAAACGGGCAGGCAUGGGCACGUACAAAGCAAUUACAAGGAAAUGUACGGAGGCACGAAAAGUAUUGACACAGCCAGGUAUGGUGGCGCGCAAAAGAAAAACAAAGACACCUAUGGGGGCGCGCAAAUCAACGACGGAGCAGCAGCGUACGGGGCGCGUCCGUUACCGGAGCGCGAUGCCGACAUACGAAGCGAGGCGGAUGCUCCGGAUGCUGCGGGACGAGACGAGAGCAUCCUCCUCAUCGAGCCGUUCUACUGCGGCUCGCACCGGCAGCUGAUGGACCUCGUUGCCACGGAGAUACCGGGCUGCGUGCUCAAGGUCAUGACGGGAAAGAAGUGGCAGUGGCGAGCGCGCACGAGCGCCCUUCACCUCGCAGAGGUCAUCCCGCUCUCAGAGUCGUUCAGGUAG